Molecule: messenger RNA, 2653 nt
Organism: Centropristis striata (black sea bass)
Lineage: Eukaryota; Metazoa; Chordata; Actinopteri; Perciformes; Serranidae
Product: EF-hand and coiled-coil domain-containing protein 1
Exons: 9
Coding region: 129-2030 (633 amino acids)
Source: RefSeq, a predicted model, not a curated record
UUACGCAGCGUCAAACCACACCGGGUUUCGCGUCAUUGUGGUCUGAAAUAAUAUCCGAUGCUGAUCCCCUUGAUCUGAUUUUAUUUGAUUAGAUCGAGAAGGAGAACUAAAGUAGUUUAUGUGCAGUCAUGGAGCGCACCGCAUUGGGUCUACCGCGCGCACAGCCUUCUCUGCGUGCAGCGCGUAAAAGCGAGUGGCUCCGGAGCGCCCUGGCCCACCACCACUGCCCUGAUCCCGGCGUGGAGAACGAAAUCGUCGUCCUGGCCACUGGGAUAGACCAAUACCUGCAGGAGGUCUUCCACCACCUGGCCUACCCCAACCGGGACGAUACGGUGUCGGCGGAAGAUUUCACCGCCCUGUGCGCCGUGCUGGGGCUCACCGGAGCGGAGAAAGGAAAGAGGACAAUGAAAGGAGGAACAGGAGACGGAGAAAAAGAUGAAGAAGAGUUUAAGGAUGUUUGUUCUGUGCUACCCUGCCAGCUAUCCUUUAAAGACUUCCACUCACGGCUCUGUGGGUAUUUCCGUGUGCGCAGUGCGCGGAGAGGCACCGGGGAGAGCGCCUGGCGCCUGCCCGUUACUGAGGACACGGAGCUGGUGGAGCGGCAGAUCCGGCUCCGGUGGCCGCGUGUCAGACGGAGGAAAUGUGUGAGUUUUGAUCUGGCGAAGGAUCAGAAGCAACCCGUCAACAGACUCAUUAAAGGGCGGACAGCAGAGGACCGAGAGACAGAUGAGGUAGCAGCUCUGAGAGAGCUGGUGGAGGACCUCCGCUCGGCGUUGCAGGGUAGCGACGCUCGCUGCCUGGCCCUGGAGGUGGCGCUCAGACGGGAGAAGAGCCGCACCCUUCCUUCUCCAUCCGGCUUCACCUCCACAGCUUCCUCUCCCACAUCCUCCAUCACCCUCAGACAGGGGAAACUGGUACCAACAUUAAGAAUAAAAGGACAGAGCAGCUGUGCUGGAGACGCGGCGAGGAGGGUGGCGAGGAAACGUGACAUCAGGGACCCCCUGGUGAGGGAGCUGAAGCUGAUCCGCUCCUCUCGUGACGGGCAGCUGGAGGAGGCCAUGAAGUUUAAUGAGCGUCUGGAGGAGGAGCUGCGAUGGGCGUACCAGGAGGUGCGCAAGAAUCACGGGGUGGAGUCGGCACUCAGGAAGGAGAAUGCUCAGAUCAGGAGGCGGGCGGAGGAGGCCAGGGAGGCUCUGAGCCUGGGGCUGCAGAGGGUGCGUAUGAUCCAGGAGCAGGCGCAGUCUGUGCCACAGCUUCAGUCCCAGAUCAGCCAACUGGAGACUGAACUCCACCAGUACAGAUCUUGCUGCACCUGCAUCCCUGGUCCCGCCCAUCAACAAACGUACCCAAUUGGAGAAGAAGACGCCUCUAACAAGACAGAGACUGAGUGUCUGCAGAGAGCAGUGGAAGGCAGGGCUGCGUCUGAUGAAGAGGAGGAGGACAGAGGGACCAGGGAGACGGGACAGUGCUGCCUGUUGGAGGUGAAGAAGCAGCGAGUGCACGGCUGUGGAGAAGGAUGUCAGAGCCGUGGCGUCCUCCAGCUCGUCUCUCAGAGUCACCAGCAGGACAACAGCCUGAUCAGCACUUUGAAGGACAGCAGGGGGCGCUGCAGCUGGAGGGGACAGCACCAAGAGCAGCCAGAAGGGAGCAGAGGCUGUGAGAAAGAAAAGAGACUUAUGGAAGAGGAGGACAAGACGAGACUGCAGGACAAAGAGAAGACACGUCUGUCUUUGCUGGAGGACAAAUUCACAGAUGCUCUAACACUGCUGCUGCAGCUACGCAACAAGAACGUGUCCCGGGGGGCUCUGGGGAAGAUCGUGAUGGACACUCUGGAUGUGUGCAGUCGGAGUGGAGAUGGUCCAGCUCAGGUCCUGCAGGCUGCUGAUGCCCUGUGUGUCCGGCUGUCCUCCAGGGACCUGCUGGUGAACGGAGCAGAUGAUGAAGCAGGAGAGAGCAGGGACACAGCUGCCUGUCUGACACCUGCAGGCUGUCAGAGAGGCACCAUCAACCCUCUGCUCAUCUCAUGCUAAAUAAGCUAAAGCUACCACUCUGCUACUAUUCCUCUUCUGAACCUGGUCUCACAGGAAUCCGUGAAAUAGCCACGGAUUCGCAUAACUCAAAUUUCCAUGAAACUGACACGGAUUUCGCUACAAUGCAAGUUAAUGACAGUCAUAUCCCGUGGCUAUUCCAUGGAUAUUUUUUCCUAUUGGUUUGUUCCAAGUCACGUGACUUUUAAGGUCCCGGCGGUCAGAACAAAAAACAUGGCAGACAGUUCUCUCAUUUUUAGUGAAAAAAUCAAUAUUUUGAUUUAGUCUCUGCAUAAAAAUGGAUUUUGAUCACAUUUCUAGAGAGAAAUAUAUGUUUUAUUUUCUAAAUAUUCACUCAGUGAAUGUACAUAAUCACUUUGUAUGUUGGAAUAGCCACGGGAUAUGAAUGUCAUUAACUUGCAUUGUAGCAAAAUCCGUGUCAGUUUCACAGAAAUUUGAGUGAUUCCGUGGCUAUUUCACGGAUUCCUGUGAGACCAGGUUGCCUCUUCUCCUUAAUCUCUGGUUUAUUUGCACCCAUUAACUUUGAAAUCAGUUAAAUGUAUUUAUAGAUUAAUUUAAUUUACUUUUUUCAGCCUCUUUGUGUUCUAUUUUGUAACUAUUUAAUA